Molecule: messenger RNA, 1742 nt
Organism: Prionailurus viverrinus (fishing cat)
Lineage: Eukaryota; Metazoa; Chordata; Mammalia; Carnivora; Felidae
Gene: KCTD13
Product: potassium channel tetramerization domain containing 13
Exons: 6
Coding region: 175-1164 (329 amino acids)
Biological process (GO): proteasome-mediated ubiquitin-dependent protein catabolic process; protein ubiquitination; negative regulation of Rho protein signal transduction
Cellular component (GO): Cul3-RING ubiquitin ligase complex
Molecular function (GO): ubiquitin-protein transferase activity; protein binding
Source: RefSeq, a predicted model, not a curated record
GGCUUCCGGGCGGUAUCGGCGCGAUGGAGCUGAGGGCCAGUGCCGCCGAGUAGCGGCGGCGUGAGGUCGCGCGGGCCGGGUGGUGUGACCCGAGGGCUUGGGUCUCCGGGUACUUGGGAGCCGCCGGAGGGUGCGGAGAGAGCCUAGGAUAGCCGUCCGCCGCCACUCCCCGGCAUGUCGGCCGAGGCCUCGGGCCCGGCGGCGGCCGAGGCCCCGUCCCUGGAAGCGCCUAAGCCCUCGGGUCUCGAGCCUGGCUCCGCCGCCUACGGUCUGAAACCGCUGACCCCGAACAGCAAGUACGUGAAGCUGAACGUGGGCGGCUCGCUGCACUACACCACGCUGCGCACCCUCACGGGACAGGACACCAUGCUCAAGGCCAUGUUCAGCGGCCGCGCAGAGGUGCUCACCGAUGCGGGAGGUUGGGUGCUGAUUGACCGGAGCGGCCGUCACUUUGGUACAAUCCUCAACUACCUGCGGGAUGGGUCCGUGCCACUGCCUGAGAGUACCAGAGAGCUGGGGGAGCUACUAGGCGAAGCGCGCUACUACCUGGUACAGGGCCUGAUUGAGGACUGCCAGCUAGCACUGCAGCAAAAAAGGGAGAACCUGUCCCCGCUGUGCCUCAUCCCCACGGUGACAUCUCCCCGGGAGGAGCAGCAGCUCCUGGCCAGCACCUCCAAGCCCGUGGUGAAGCUCCUGCACAACCGCAGUAACAACAAGUACUCCUACACCAGCACUUCAGAUGACAACCUACUUAAGAACAUCGAGCUGUUUGACAAACUGGCCCUGCGCUUCCAUGGGCGGCUGCUUUUCCUCAAGGAUGUACUGGGGGACGAGAUCUGCUGCUGGUCCUUCUACGGGCAGGGCCGCAAAAUCGCCGAGGUGUGCUGCACCUCCAUUGUCUAUGCCACGGAAAAGAAGCAGACCAAGGUGGAGUUCCCAGAGGCCCGAAUCUUUGAGGAGACCUUGAACAUCCUGAUCUACGAGACUCCCCGGGGCCCAGACCCAGCCCUCCUCGAGGCCACAGGGGGUGCAGCUGGAGGUGGUGGGGCAGGCCGAGGGGAGGAUGAGGAGAACCGAGAGCACCGUGUCCGCAGGAUCCAUGUCCGGCGCCACAUCACCCACGACGAGCGUCCUCAUGGCCAACAGAUUGUCUUCAAGGACUGACCUUUGACCUUUCUCCCUGUUUUCCUCCUGCCACUGGAACCCAGUUCCUCUCUCUUUCCCUCCUUUUCCCAUACCUUUGCCCCGGCUUUGCUGGCCAAGUCGUGGGCCCAUCUUCUGUCCCUUCAUCGCAUGGUACAUUUCACUGUGGCCCUUUUCCAUUCAUUCCCACCUCACUGCUAACAGCACGGUACAUUCCAGCCCCCUCCCUAGGUCAGAGCCCUUCAGAAGGCCUGCAUUUGUUCCCUUAUCCCAUUCUUGUCCUGUUCUUCCCUCAUCAGCUGGUUUAGAGUGAUUUAGAGCUCCCUUUCUCCCCUUCUCUCUCCCCACCCUGUCCCCCCCCCCCCGUUUUUUCAGCACAUAGUACACGCCAAAGUGUCAAGCCAGCCCUUACUGAACCACCUCCCCACCGUCAUGCAGGGUAGUUUCCCUCCCUCGUCCUUCCCCCACCAGCCCCCCCUCCCCCCCACCUCCUUAACUUUGUACUAGGCUGGCCUGGGCUUGCACCAGCUCAGCCAUCUUCUCAAUCUAUUUCAUAUUAUUUAUUUUAAUUUUCUAUUAAAUUAUUGGCAUAAAGUUGA